AUGAAUGACGCAAGCGGAGAGCGUAUCGACGAGCAUUUUUGUGCUGUCGAAGCAGAUGGCGCAAAGAUGCCGGCAGGUGCUGAGCCUUCUCAUCCGCAUCUUGAGCCUAGUCGCUGGUUUUUUGCCUCAUCCCUGCUGCCCAUGGUCGCGGGCACCCUGGGCCCAGUUGCGUCCGCCUUCAGUAUCUGCGCUCUUGUGCAACCAUGGCGACAGCACCUACCCCCAGGGGCCGACAUUGAUACGGCCCCUACCAUCAGGGAUCCCGCCUGGCUCAUUGCGAUAAAUGCUGUCCAACUCGCAAUAGCCCUAAUCGCUAAUAUGGCACUGCUCCUGAAUAUGACCCGGAGACUCAGGUUCGCCAUUGCCCAGCCCGUGACCAUCGUCGGCUGGUAUGUCUCCUCGCUAUGUCUGGUGGCCCUCACUGCGACCGCUUCCGGCCCUUUGGUCGUUGAGCCCGCCAACGAGUACAUCUGGUCUCAGGCCUUUUACUACGGCAUCUACUCGUCGAUUCUCUAUUUUUUGGUCGCCUCUUUCAUGACUGUGACCUAUAUGGGUGCCAGGGCUGGCCAUUAUCCCAAAGACUUCAUGCUCACGCCGAGCCAGAGAACCCUGAUGCUCCAGACGAUUAUGCUUCUCCUCUAUCUGCUGCUUGGGGCUCUGCUUUUCGGCAAACUUGAGGGCUGGAGCUACCUCGACGCGGUAUACUGGUCUGUUGUGACUCUUUUCACCAUCGGAUUUGGGGACAAUUACCCCAUGACCACCGUUGGGAGAGCCCUUCUCUUUCCCUAUGCUCUCGUUGGCAUCAUCAGCCUUGGUCUUGUCAUUGGUUCCAUUCGCAGCUUGGUGGUUGACCGUGGCAAACGUCGGCUUGAUGCCCGAAUUUUGGAGAAGAAACGACGCGAAAUGCUGCGGAGCAUGACGCUUAAAGGCAAAGAUGACAUUCUCGUGCCCGUCAAGUCGAGUGCAUCCACGUUGGGCUCCGUUUCGGGGUUGACCGAAUUUGAACGAAGAGAGCGAGAAUUCAAGCUGAUGCGAAAGAUCCAGGAGCACGCUGCUCGGCGUCGCCGUUGGAUUGCCCUCGCCGUCUCGGCAGGUAGCUGGUUUGUCCUCUGGGGCGUAGGCGCAAAAAUCUUCCAGGAGUGCGAGGAUGAGUAUCAAGGAUGGACUUACUUCGACGCUUUCUACUUCGCCUUCGUAAGUCUCACGACCAUCGGCUAUGGCGACGUAACGCCCGUGUCAAAUGCUGGAAAGAGUUUCUUUGUUUUCUGGGCCCUUCUCGCCUUGCCCACCACGACUGUGCUCAUCUCUAACGCCGGUGAUACUGUCGUGAGGGGCAUUCGGGAAGCAACCGACCAGAUCGCUACAGUGACCAUCUUACCCGGCGAGCGCGGUUUUAGAAAAGAUCUCAAACAACUCCUGCGGACUUUGUCAUGCGGCUUUCUUUUCCAUGAGGAGAUUGAACAGACACCACCCGGCUUCAUCGGCCAGACAGAAAAGGACAUCGACGACGCUGCUGGCCAAGAAAACGACGUAGAAGGCUCAGCUAAACGGGACCAGGCCGACCUCCAAGCAGAACGGGGCGGCGCCUCAGAAGCCAACAAGAAAGCAGACGACGAAGAGGGUGAAGAAACCCACUUCAAACGAGUCGAGGCAAACAAAGCCGAACAGCAGGCCGGUCAGUUGGACAAAAAAGUCAGCUUCCAGAACCCUCCUUCGACACCUCACCACCAACACCACCUCGUACGAGCGCGAACCGACGGUGGCCCGCAUCCCCAAUACCCCGUCUCCAUCCCGGCCCACAAACCAGACUACCACCUCACGCUCAUUGAAGAGAUUGGCCGCGUCAUGCGACAUCUGAAGCAUCACCCCCCGCGCAAGUAUACUUUUCACGAAUGGGCUUGGUAUCUCAAACUGAUCGGCGAGGACGAGGCCGACGCCGAAAGGCACCGCCAGGCAAACCCGCACGUCAAGAGGAAGAAGCUGCUUGAGCAGGGGAAACGCACCGGUGUUAUGGAGGGCCAGGCCGGAAAGGGGGAAGGGGAGGAUCCAGCGCCGUGGAGUUGGGUUGGGACCAGAAGCCCGCUGAUGGGAUCCCAGGAAGAGGCCGAGUGGAUUCUGGAGAGGCUAAUCGCGAGGCUAGAGGAGAAGUUGAGAGAAGUGAAAGAGGAGCGGAGGAAGGAGACUAGGAGCAAGAAGGAUGAGUGA
This is a messenger RNA of Canariomyces notabilis, 2205 nucleotides long. RefSeq names its product potassium channel. Gene Ontology annotation, biological process: potassium ion transmembrane transport; stabilization of membrane potential. Gene Ontology annotation, molecular function: outward rectifier potassium channel activity; potassium ion leak channel activity. The transcript is spliced from 2 exons. The record is from RefSeq and is a predicted model, not a curated record. NCBI's taxonomy places the organism in Eukaryota, Fungi, Ascomycota, Sordariomycetes, Sordariales, Chaetomiaceae. Gene Ontology annotation, cellular component: plasma membrane. Bases 1 to 2205 code for a protein of 734 amino acids.